AUGCCACCGCCCAGCCUCGACAAUCUAGUCGUGAAUGCCAUGGCUACUGCCACCUCCAAAGUCGCACCCAGUGAUCUCGCCUCCAAUAUCGCCCACAGCCGCGAUCGCCCGAAUCCUCACGCCUCACCUCUCGGGCACACAGACAUGCUUGAAAAUGGAGCGGAUCCUAAAAGCGAGAAUGUACGCUGGGACACGCCGAUUAAGCUUGCAGUACGGAUUAGGAAUGAGCGUAUGGUGAAGGCUUUGCUUGAGAAGGGCGUCGAUCUUCCCUGGGGCAUGGAAGGUGCACAGCAGUAG
This is a messenger RNA of Pseudogymnoascus destructans, 297 nucleotides long. RefSeq lists its product as uncharacterized. Bases 1 to 297 code for a protein of 98 amino acids. The record is from RefSeq and is a predicted model, not a curated record. The transcript is spliced from 2 exons. NCBI's taxonomy places the organism in Eukaryota, Fungi, Ascomycota, Leotiomycetes, Thelebolales, Thelebolaceae.